AUGGCCCGUGUGUGCUGCCUUUGGCUGCUCCAGCUGCUGCUUCUGGUAGCUGUCACUUGGGCCCAGGGGACAGUGCGGGAGACUGAGAGGGAUGGAGAGAAGAUCAUUGAAGGGGAGGAGUGUAACCUGGGAUCCCACCCCUGGCAAGUGGCCGUGUUUAAUGGAGAUCAGCUGCACUGUGGUGGAGUGCUUGUGGCUAGGAACUGGGUGCUCACAGCUGCCCACUGCAUGAUGAAUUCAUACAAUGUACACCUGGGCAAACACAAUCUGCAGGCGAAUGAGAGGGGGUCCCAAGUGAUCCAGGCCACCAGGUCAUACCGGCAUCCUCAAUACUCUACCACCACCCACGUCAAUGACCUCAUGCUGAUAAAGCUACAGAGGGCAGCCAGGCUGGGGACCAACAUCAGACCUAUCACGCUACCCUCCAAAUGUGUCUCACCUGGCACCUCCUGCACUGUCUCUGGCUGGGGCACCACCACAAGUCCAGACUCAACAUAUCCAGAACAACUCCAGUGUGCAAAUGUGAGCAUCAUCUCCACUUCGGACUGCAAAAUUUAUAAGGAUCUAUUGAAAGAAUCCAUGCUGUGUGCUGGAAUCCCAGGCUCUAAAACCAAUGCAUGCAAUGGUGACUCUGGGGGCCCCUUGGUGUGUGGUGGAGUCUUGCAAGGCCUGGUGUCAUGGGGAACCUUCCCUUGUGGCCAGCCCAAUGACCCCGGUGUCUACACUGAAGUUUGCAAAUUUAUUCCCUGGAUCCGGAGAACCAUGAGGAGUUGA
Molecule: messenger RNA, 774 nt
Organism: Trichosurus vulpecula (common brushtail)
Lineage: Eukaryota; Metazoa; Chordata; Mammalia; Diprotodontia; Phalangeridae
Product: kallikrein-7-like
Biological process (GO): proteolysis
Molecular function (GO): serine-type endopeptidase activity
Source: RefSeq, a predicted model, not a curated record